Nymphalis io (European peacock) is the source of this 877-nucleotide messenger RNA. RefSeq names its product small nuclear ribonucleoprotein-associated protein B (gene SmB). The coding region runs from base 131 to 697 and encodes 188 amino acids. Gene Ontology annotation, cellular component: catalytic step 2 spliceosome; U2-type prespliceosome; U5 snRNP. The transcript has 2 exons. The record is from RefSeq and is a predicted model, not a curated record. Lineage: Eukaryota; Metazoa; Arthropoda; Insecta; Lepidoptera; Nymphalidae. Gene Ontology annotation, biological process: mRNA splicing, via spliceosome. Gene Ontology annotation, molecular function: RNA binding.
UUGUAGUUGUGACUUUUGGUUUUGACGUAUCUACCCGGUUAAAACAGCGUCUUGUCUUUAUGGUUUUGUUUUGGCGCUAAUAUAUCGCCUGAUUUUCAUCUUUAAUCUUCUAAUUAAUCGAUUUUUAAAAAUGACGAUCGGAAAGAAUAAUAAGAUGCAACAGCAUAUCAAUUAUCGAGUAAGGGUGAUUUUACAAGAUUCACGUACUUUUAUUGGCACUUUUAAAGCAUUUGACAAACAUAUGAAUUUAAUUUUGGGAGACUGCGAAGAAUUUAGAAAAAUCAAAUCUAAAAACAACAAAACUGCAGACCGAGAAGAAAAAAGGACUCUAGGUUUUGUACUUCUGCGUGGCGAGAAUAUAGUGUCUCUAACAAUUGAAGGACCUCCGCCACCUGAAGAAGGCUUACCCCGGGUCCCACUACCUGGUGCUAUGGGUGGGCCGGGAGCUGGCAGGGCAGCAGGUCGCGGCGUUGGACUCGGAGGAGCCCCACCAGGCUUACAAGGACCAGCUCGUGGUGUUGGGGGACCGUCACAACAACAUAUGGCUCCUGGUGCCCGAGGGCAAUUAUCAGCACCUCCACAAAUGCGAGGUGGCCCUAUGAUGGGAGGCCCUCCACCAGGCAUGAUGGGUGCACCACCAGGGAUGGGUAGAGGUGGCCCUGGUAGCCGUGGUCCUCCCGGAAUGCGUCGCUAUUAGUGUGUUUGUGCAGUGAUGCUUAUUCUUCUAUUUUAAGUGAAAGAAACAACAUAAAUAAGUGAAGAUGGUCUACUAUAUCGACUACAUUAAUGGGAAAUGUAAAAUAUUUAGUUUUUAAAUAUUUCUGAGUAUUUUUCCAGACUAUACAAUAGUUAAGGAAUACAAAUAAGUUCUGAAUAA